UAGGAGCUGCCACCCGCGCUGAGAGGCGGGAGGUUGCGCCGCACUCGCCUCUGUUAGUGAGGGAACAACAGAAACAGGAGUGCGGGCAACGGCUUCCAGCCCGCCAUGCCCCGCCGGCUUCGCGCGGCGUCCGCCGCCUUCCUGGCGCUGCUGCUGGGGGGCCUCACUGUCACCGCCCGCUGUCCCGCGCCCUGCCGCUGCGAUGGGCAUCUCGUUGCCUGCAGCCGCCUGGAUCUAAGCCGGCUGCCCGAGAGGCUGCCGCGGGUGGCGGUGCAGUUGGACUUGAGUCACAACAAACUAUCUUCAAUCAAGACUGGUCUUUUGGAUCACCUUCAUAGCCUUCAGGAAGUGAAGUUGAACAACAAUGAACUGGAGAUCAUUCCAGAUCUGGGACCUAUCUCUGCAAAUAUAACUCUCCUGUCUUUGACCAAUAACAAGAUUGCCAGCAUUUUUUCUGAACACCUAAAGCCGUUUCAGAGUCUGGAGACUUUGGACUUGAGCAACAACAACAUAUCAGAGCUAAGAGUAUCAUCGUUUCCAUCAUUACAGCUCAAGUAUUUGUACAUUAACAGUAACCGAAUAACCUCCAUGGAGCCUGGUACCUUUGACAAUUUGUCUACCACACUUCAAAUAUUGAAGCUGAACAGGAACAAAAUUUCAGCAAUCCCUCAAAAGAUGUUUAAACUCUCCCAUCUGCAGCACCUGGAGCUGAGUCGCAAUAAAAUUAAAAAAAUAGAUGGACUUACUUUCCAAGGGCUUCCAGCUUUGAAAUCAUUAAAACUGCAGAGAAAUGGGGUUACUAGGCUCAUGGAUGGUGCUUUCUGGGGAUUGACCAACAUGGAAGUCUUGCAGCUGGACCAUAACAACUUAACAGAGGUAACCAAAGGCUGGCUUUACGGUUUGCUCAUGCUACAGCAGCUCCAUCUCAGCCAAAAUGCCAUCAGCAGGAUCAGUCCUGAUGCCUGGGAGUUUUGCCAAAAACUCACUGAGCUAGAUUUGACGUUUAAUCACUUAGCGAGGUUAGAUGAUUCAAGCUUCGUUGGCUUAAGUGUGCUGAUUGGACUGUACAUCGGAAACAACAAAGUAAAUUACAUCGCUGAUUGUGCCUUCCGGGGGCUUUCCAGUCUGCAGACUUUGGAUCUGAAAAAUAAUGAAAUAUCUUGGACUAUUGAAGAUAUGAGUGGUGCCUUCUCUGGCCUAGAUAAACUUAGGAAGCUGAUACUCCAAGGAAACAGGAUUAGAUCCAUUACAAAGAAAGCAUUUUCUGGCUUAGAUGCACUUGAACACCUAGAUCUAAGUAACAAUGCAAUUAUGUCGGUUCAAGGAAAUGCAUUUUCACAAAUGAAGAAACUCAAAGAAUUGCACUUAAACACAUCCAGUCUCUUAUGUGACUGCCAGUUGAAAUGGCUUCCACAGUGGAUGUCAGAGAACAACUUUCAGAACCUCGUCAAUGCCAGUUGUGCCCAUCCUCAGCUGUUAAAAGGGAAAAGUAUUUUUGCUGUCAGCCUAGAUGGGUUUGUUUGUGAUGAUUUUCCUAAACCACAGAUCACUGUCCAGCCAGAAACCCAGGCAGCAAUCAAAGGCUCAAAUUUGAGCUUUGUGUGUUCGGCAGCCAGCAGCAGUGAUUCCCCAAUGACUUUUGCAUGGAAGAAGGACAAUGAAUUGCUGCAAGAUGCUGAAAUGGAGAAUUAUGCCCACCUCCGGGCACAGGGGGGUGAAGUGAUGGAAUACACUACCAUCCUUUGGCUGCGCAAUGUUGAGUUCAGUAAUGAAGGGAAAUACCAAUGUGUUAUUUCAAAUCAUUUUGGUUCAUCCUACUCUGUCAAAGCCAAACUUACAGUAAACAUGCUACCUUCAUUUACAAAGAUUCCCAUGGACUUAACCAUCCGUGCUGGAGCAAUGGCACGUUUGGAAUGUGCUGCAGUUGGGCAUCCUGUCCCACAGAUUGCUUGGCAGAAAGAUGGUGGAACAGAUUUUCCUGCAGCACGCAAGAGGCGCAUGCACGUCAUGCCUGAAGAUGAUGUAUUCUUUAUUGUUGAUGUAAAGAUUGAGGACACAGGUGUUUAUAGCUGCACAGCUCAAAACACUGCUGGGAGCAUUUCAGCUAACGCAACGUUAACAGUACUAGAAACACCGUCGUUUUUGCGGCCAUUACUGGAUCGAACUGUAACAAAGGGUGAAACUGCAGUCUUGCAGUGUAUUGCUGGUGGUAGUCCACCACCCCGACUGAACUGGACUAAGGAUGACAGCUCUCUUGUGGUAACAGAAAGGCAUUUCUUUGCUGCAGGCAAUCAGUUACUCAUUAUUGUGGAUACAGACAUAGAAGAUGCUGGAAAAUACACUUGUGAAAUGUCUAAUACCCUUGGAACGGAGCGAGGCAACAUCCGCCUUAAUGUAAUUCCUGCUACCACUUGUGAUUCUCCUCAAAACAUUGCCCCAUCACUUGAUGAUGAUGGAUGGGCCACAGUUGGCAUUGUGAUCAUAGCUGUAGUUUGCUGUGUGGUGGGCACUUCCUUGGUGUGGGUGGUCAUCAUCUACCACACCAGAAGGAGAAAUGAAGAUUGCAGCAUCACAAAUACAGAUGAAACAAAUUUGCCUGCUGACAUCCCAAGUUACCUGUCAUCCCAGGGGACACUGGCUGAAAGGCAGGAUGGAUGUGGUUCAUCUGAAAAUGGCAGUCAUCAUCAGUUCCUCACAUCUUCCAUGGGAGGAUAUUUUUUGCAGCAGAGGGACAGUAAUGGCAUUUGCCAUCUAGAUAAUGGAAGUGAAACAGACUUGGAUGGUGUUGCAGAUCCAUUCCUCUGCCACUAUCUGGGGACUUCAGGGACUUUGUACUUAAAAGGAAACACAUAUGGCUCUGAGGCUUUUGAAGCAUACAGUGCAGGUUGCAGCCCUGACCAAGAACAAAGAACAGUAUGCCUGGACCCUUAUGAGUCUGGAUAUUUAAAGAAAAAGGAGUGCUAUCAAUACUCACCUCCACUGGAAGAUCCCUUUGACCAGUGUGUUGGCAUUAUUGGGAUGCAGGCAGCAAGUAGCAAAUUGAUUAACUCCGUUUAUACUCAGAAUGAAGGAACUGGACUAAAAAGCAAAAGUCCAAACUCAGACACAUUUGAAUUAAACAGAUGUUUGGAACCCUCAUCUGUUAUCAGUAACAGCACUUUCAUGGGAACAUUUGGGAAGCCUUUAUGGAGGCCUCGGCUGGACUCACUUUCAAGCCGUAGACAGCCAGGAAACCACCAACCAAAAACAUCCUAUAAUAAUCCCCAUGCCUCACUGAUCUUCAGUGCAGAAGCAGACGAAGAUAGAAGAGAAAGGACAGUUUCUAAAGGAGAAGAUUGCAUUUAUACUUACAAACAAUCAUUUGAAAACUUUAGGACUUCUGCUUUCCAAUCCUGUGAUUUGGAUACAUAGCUGCUUUUGGACCUGCCAUUGAUUGCUGGAACCAAAGAAACACUUUGCAUACUACUACCUCAGCGUGGAAUUUUAUUUAAACAGUGGUUAAGGAGAAGAAGAGGGGAAGAAAGCAAGCACAUGAUGCUAGGAAUUCAGAACAAACAAAGGAAUUAUUUUUUUUUAAUUCAUAUAAAACAUGAUUGCCAAAACACUCUUAUGUUUUAAUACAGGGAGAACAUUCCAUAUAAUAAUGCUCUAUUUCUAAUUAUUUUAUAGCUUUGUUUUAUGCAAAUAAUAUCUUUUGUAAAUUAAUGGUGUAAAUAAUACAGCAUAUGUAUUUUCUACGUCAGACUUCAUUUUAUUGAAAUGAGUAGUAAAAACAUUCUAAUUUUGUACUGUUACUUGUACCUUUUCACAAAUGGCAACUCCUUGCUGUUUGCAGGUAUCAUGCAUCUUAUUUGCACAUUACUUUUAAUAAAAUAAGCUGCCUUGUGGUCUCAGACCAACAUUAGUGUAUGAGGAAUGAAAAGUGUGGAUUCUUUUAGUAGAUAGUGUUACAUAUGUGGAUGCCUUCUGUUAUGUUUGCACUUUUAUUUAGCUAAAACUUUUAUCUUUAGAUUUACUGUGUUAAGUAAGUUCAACUACCAAGAGUGGGUGUGGUUCUGCCACGACCAGUGGUAAAGUGAAUUGAUGCUAUUUGUGCCAAAGUCAGUAUGCAAAUCUUUGACUUUGCAGGUGCCUACCGUCAGAUGCAUGCAUUCUGCUUCCAUGCACACAGGGCUGUAUUACCAACAGUCUGCCCCUGCCUGUGUGCAAAUAGUAUGUAUGCUUCUGGUGGCGAAUAUGCACAGCAAGUGCAAAAUCCACAUCAAACUAUUUAAGCUAUUUAGUAGAAGAAAGUAAGUACUGGAUAUCUUGCCUGGUAGCACCACUCUUUUCCAAGUGCCUUAGUGUUAAGUGUUUUCCAAAUAUGCAGUCCAUACCCAAGUCCAUACCCUUUCUCCCUCUCUUUUUUCUUUUUCCUUCUUUGCAGCCACUUCACACACAACAUGAGAGGGUAAUCCAAGUACAUGAUGUUCUAUUUGCUUUAACUCAUGCUUCUGCUCCUUACUCGGCUGUGCUUUUCUGGUUAUACAUGAGAUCUGUGCUUUAUUCAGCUGCUCAGUCAAGUUGAACAAUUUGUAAGUUCUUGCUGGAGUAAAUUUGCAGUAAUGAACCAAAUGCCUUUAACUAUAGUAAGUUAGAGAAUGAGGGUUGCAUACUAUAAAAUGGUAAUUAAAACUAAGUGAAAACAUUCUACUUUGUUUUUCUAAAUACAGAUGCCUGCUAUUCUAGAAAAGUGUGAAUCCUGUCGCCAUCACUGCACUAAAACAGCAAGACUCCAAAAUAGUUAAUAUUACAGGACAUCAGCUUUUAAAAUCUGCUUACUUUGAAGGUGCAAGCUUACAUGUUGCCAAAUUGCUUCUUUUAAACUAAAUUAAAAGCAGCUGUUAGAAUAGGCCAUCACAGACAUCAUGGCUAAAGGUAGAGCAAUGGUUUCACUGCCUGGUGUAGCUGAGCUAAGGGCUUUUUGUUGUUUGUAGCCAGAAACCUGGUACCCAGAUUGCGAUGCAAUUUCCCUUUAAUUUAGGCACCAGUAUUAGACAGGAAGUUAAUCCAUUCUUAGUCACUGGUGGUCUAAGUGUAGAGAAUGGAUUUUGCAUGCUUUAGUUGAUCAUAUUGCCAGAUUUUCUGACUCUCACUGUUAAUUUGUCUGUAUUGCUGCCAGAUGUGCUCAUGUGGUGACAGACAUUGAUAUGGGCAUUUGAUUAUAAUUAACUACAUUUUGAAAGAGAUUAAUGUUUUUCCAGGGUUAAGCACAAAGCUGUAAGUCAGUAAGACAAGAAGUAAUAAAUUUGAUUCACUCAA
Molecule: messenger RNA, 5301 nt
Organism: Pogoniulus pusillus (Red-fronted tinkerbird)
Lineage: Eukaryota; Metazoa; Chordata; Aves; Piciformes; Lybiidae
Gene: LRIG3
Product: leucine rich repeats and immunoglobulin like domains 3
Exons: 19
Coding region: 106-3411 (1101 amino acids)
Molecular function (GO): protein binding
Source: RefSeq, a predicted model, not a curated record